AUGCACUCCCGUCCCGGCCGACCCCACAAACCCCAUUUGACAGGCUCAGAGGAUGCUGCCUUGCCAUGCCAUGCCACUCACAGCGUCCUGGCGCAGGUCAUCGUUGCCCGACUUGGCGAGCUGCUUGUACACACGGCCGUCCGAUCCCACACACUCCACCACCUUUGGCCGUGGGGAAAGGGAGGGGGGGAUGAGGAGGAGGAGGAGGAGGAGGAGGAGGAGGAGGAGGAGGAGGAGGAGGAGGAGGAGGAGGAGGAGGAGGAGGAGGAGUAG
Closterium sp. Naga37s-1 is the source of this 273-nucleotide messenger RNA. The record is from the annotation of a GenBank genome assembly. Lineage: Eukaryota; Viridiplantae; Streptophyta; Zygnematophyceae; Desmidiales; Closteriaceae.